Molecule: messenger RNA, 1829 nt
Organism: Magnolia sinica
Lineage: Eukaryota; Viridiplantae; Streptophyta; Magnoliopsida; Magnoliales; Magnoliaceae
Product: glucosamine 6-phosphate N-acetyltransferase
Exons: 3
Coding region: 56-538 (160 amino acids)
Biological process (GO): UDP-N-acetylglucosamine biosynthetic process
Cellular component (GO): endoplasmic reticulum-Golgi intermediate compartment; Golgi apparatus; endoplasmic reticulum
Molecular function (GO): monosaccharide binding; glucosamine 6-phosphate N-acetyltransferase activity
Source: RefSeq, a predicted model, not a curated record
UAAUCCCCUCCGUAAUAGCACAGAGGGAGAGAGAGAGAGCGGACUGAUCUCGGUCAUGGAGACCAAGCUCGCACCAGCAGCAGAAGAAGCUGGGGAGUGCUUUCCUGUCCGUAGGUUACAGAUCACAGACAAAAGCAAGGGCUUCAUCGAUCUUCUAGGGCAACUGACCGUCUGCGAUCCCAUCUCCGACGAGCAGUUCCUCGCCAGGUUUCAAGAUCUCAAAUCCAACGGCGACGAUCACGUGAUCUGUGUCAUCGAGGAUGACCAUUCUGGAAGAAUCAUCGCUACCGGAAGCGUUUUCGUGGAGAAGAAAUUCAUAAGGAAUUGUGGCAAGGUGGGCCACAUCGAAGACGUCGUUGUCGAUUCCGGGGCCCGGGGGAAGCAUCUAGGGCAGAAGAUCGUGCGGUUCCUGUUGGACCAUGCCCGGUCGAUGGGAUGCUAUAAGGUGAUUCUGGAUUGCGACGUCGAGAACAAGGGAUUCUACGAGAAGUGCGGAUUCAAGGAAAAGAGCGUCCAGAUGGCAAUGUAUUUGGAUUGACAGAAUCAGCUAGGGUUUCUGUUUUCCCUCUUGGGAUUCUUGCAUUCAUCGGUCACAGAGACAUGGAUAAAGGGAAAACACAAAUAUCAGCUUGAUCCAAAGUUUCUAGGGCCCCCAAGAAGUUUCAAUGGUAGGCGUUCAAAUCCCACUGUUUCCACUGGUGUGGUUCACUUGAGCUUUGGAUCUGUCUCAUUUUUCGGCUCAUGCCCAAAAAUGAGCUUGCGGAAGGGUGGACGGUGUGGAUAAGUCACAUACAUCAUGGUGGCCCCCACAGUUUUUUCGUUUUCCGCCUCAGGUUUAGAGACAAAAUACAUGCCUGUCAAUGUCACGUUGGGAAUGCUGCCUCUAAUUACAAAGAUGGGGUGGGAACUAUGGCAUUGGUAAAGCAUGGGUGCUUGAGAUUAUUUGGCAAUGGUGGUUGAUUUGCCAAAGAGGCUUUACUUGUUUUGGUGGUAUGUGUAAUCUGGGCUUCCAUUUGACAUCGCAAAAGCAAGAUACCUUCAAUCUGGUUCACUUACUCAAGUGGUCUCAUGCUCUCCAAAACAGUGGUUGAGAUUUAGUUAUUCUUCAGGAUUUUUGUUCUUCAUGGAGAAGCCGAUGUUGACAUUGUUUAUUUUAGUUAGCACAGGCCGACUAUUGCAGACUAGGGUCCAGCCACCCUGUCCCUAAUGGUUUGUUUGAACUUUGAGCAUUUACAGCUCCAUUUCCUUGUCUUUGUUUGGGAAGUUUCUUUUUUACAGUUAAAUGGAAAUCCCCUUCAAGGACUUCAAGAAGGUAUAUCCAGAGCUAUGUCUCACACGUUUGGGAGUUCCAUUUCUGAUUGUUCUAUGUUUCAGGAGGUAGUUCAGAGCAGGUGCCUUAUGUUUCUCGGCUUAAUUUGUGUUUGAAGUCUUCCGUCUGUUGUUAUUUAGAUGUGGAUGUCAUUAUGCCAUCAGUGUUCUCUCCAUGCAUUGCCAUGAGGUUGAUAGUCGGAAGGUGAUGCAAGGAGCAAAGGAUCUCUCAUCCCAAGGCACCAAGGCAUGAUUCGAUCUUGGUGUGAGCAUUCACCCCUUCAUUCAUACUAUUGAUGCCUCCCUACCCCUCAACCAAUGUUUGUUGAAGAUUUGUUAAAAUCCAAUAUACGUUGUUCAUUCUCUUUUCUACUAUUGCCUUUUCCCAUCCACAAAUACUUGUGCAUUGAGUGUUUUUCUUGAAACGAUUAGAAUUCCUUUCAAUGUGUAUAGCUGCAACCUGGGGUGUUUAUUACAACUGUUUAUUGUUUGAUAAGAUUUUAUAUUAUUUUGAGUAUUAA